UGUCCUGCACGAGACAUGAAGGCACAGACGUCUUUCUUCCUCAUUCUCAUAUCAUCUCUGAGUGGAUCUCAAGGCAUAUUCCUUUCAGCUUUCUUCACUUACGUUCCUAUGAAUGAACAAAUCAUCAUUGGAAGACUUGGUGAAGAUAUAAUUCUCCCUUCUUCAUUUGAGAGGGGAUCCGAAGUUGUAAUACACUGGAAGUAUCAAGACAGCUACAAUAGCUACAAUGUUCACAGUUACUACAAAGGCAGUGGCCGUUUGGAAAGCCAAGAUACCAGAUAUGCAAACAGGACAUCCCUUUUCUAUAAUGAGAUUCAAAAUGGGAAUGCGUCUCUAUUUUUCAGAAGAUUAAGCCUUCUGGAUGAAGGAAUUUAUACCUGCUAUGUAGGAACAGCAAUUCAAGCGAUUACAAACAAAGUGGUGCUAAAGGUGGGAGUUUUUCUCACACCCAUGAUGAAGUAUGAAAAGAGGAACACAAACAGCUUCUUAAUAUGCAACGUGUUAAGUGUUUAUCCUCGUCCAAUUAUCACGUGGAAAAUGGACAACACACCUAUCUCUGAAAACAAUAUGCAAGAAACAGGGUCUUUGGGUCCUUUUUCGAUUAACAGCACGCUGAAUAUUACAGGAUCAAAUUCAUCUUAUGAAUGUACAAUUGAAAAUUCACUUCUGAAGCAAACAUGGACAGGGCGCUGGACAAUGAAAGAUGGCCUUCAUAAAAUGCAAAGUGAACAUGUUUCACUCUCAUGUGAACUUGUAAAUGAUUAUUUUUCACCAAACCAAGACUUCAAAGUUACUUGGUCCAGAAUGGAAAGUGGGAUUUCCUCUAUCCUGGCUUACUAUCUGAGCUCCUCACAAAAUACAACUUUCUAUGAAUCCCGAUUCUCAUGGAACAAAGAGCUGAAAAACCAGAGUGACUUCUCUAUGAAUUUGACGGAUCUUAGUCUUUCAGACAGUGGGGAAUAUUUGUGCAAUAUUUCUUCGGAUGAAUAUACUUUACUCACCAUACACACGGUGCACGUAGAACCAAGCCAAGAAACAGCUUCCGAUAACAAAGGCUUAUGGAUUUUGGUGGCCAGUCUGAUUUUGGUGCUCUGUCUGAUUUGGCUGAUUUGGAAAGUAAAAUGUUCCACAGAAAGACGUCGUGUCUCUACUGAGAGCACUCACGAUGAUAAUGCCUCUGAUAAUGCCGAAGAAAACAUGAGUCUUUCAGGAAGAGUACAGCAAAUGAGAGAAGACCUUGACAACUCAUGACAAGCAUCCUUAAUAUCCAGUGACUUCAUAUCCCCUUUCUGCACUGCAAUUCUAGGCAAUGGCCUGUCAGACCAGACAGUUCUACCACUGCAAAGACUUGUAACCAUUUUCUAAUAUCACAUUUUACUUUUCAAGACAUAAGGAUCAUUCACUGACCCACUACCUGCAUUGAGUAUAAAUGCCCGGAUGUUAAGGAUUUCAAUUUAA
This is a messenger RNA of Macaca mulatta (Rhesus monkey), 1458 nucleotides long. It is a transcript of the gene HHLA2, whose product is annotated as HHLA2 member of B7 family. Gene Ontology annotation, cellular component: external side of plasma membrane. The record is from RefSeq and is a predicted model, not a curated record. Gene Ontology annotation, biological process: immune response; T cell receptor signaling pathway; positive regulation of T cell proliferation. Gene Ontology annotation, molecular function: signaling receptor binding. Lineage: Eukaryota; Metazoa; Chordata; Mammalia; Primates; Cercopithecidae.